ACGUUAGGUGCGCGUAAGAAGAAUCACGUAAGAGAGACAUAAUAAUAAAUAAGCUGGUCGUUGCGGUUUCAAUCCCCUCACACAGACGAAAACUCGAAAAACAAUCGAAGUUGCUUCUUAUCCAUGGACGAACCUCGCAAGCAUCAGGUUUCCUUGAGAGGAGCAAGCGCAAGGGAGAUAUCCAGGGAUGCGCUUCUGGAGAAGGUUUCGCAGGAAAGAGAGCAGCGCAUCUACGCAAGACGAGCUGCUGCAGCUGCAGUUUUGAUUCAGAGGGUUUGGAGGGGAUAUAAUGUGACAACGAAGGAAGCCAUUCGGUUGCAAGCAGAAUGGGAAACCCUGAUGAAGAAUCAUGCUGAUUUGAUGAGUGGAACAUGGAUUUCUACCUGUGUCUUGAGGCCUUUUCUCUUCUUCAUUUCGCAUUUAUCUACUCGACAUCAAAAGAUCUCCUCCAGAGAUUUGAGCUGUAUGCAGUGUUGCUUUAAAAUCCUGUUGGAAAGCGUAAAUUCUACUGAUUCAAGGAAGAACUUUUGCUCACUGGUCAUGGGUACUCUUGAAGAGAGGAGAACAUGGACUUAUCAAGUUCAGAAGCUUGUUACUCUCUCCGCCUUUAUUCUUGCUGAAUGUGAUCGAUCCUGUGCUAGGGGACAUGAUUUUCUUGUUGUGACUUCUCUGGCAUUGCGACUAGUUGUUUUUUUAACUGAUCUGAAGGGUUGGAAAAUAACUACUGAUGAUAAUCUUCAAGAUGCAGAUGCAGCAGUGAAGGGCUUAGUUUGCUUUUUGGGAAGUCAAAAAAGUUCUCUCUAUGCAUCUAUUAGAAAAUACAUAAACAAAUUGGAUCCUUCCUAUUCUUCAAAAACAAAUAAUAUUGUCCAGACAGAUGAUACAUUCUUGAUAAUUGCAAGUGCAAUUACUCUAGCUAUACGGCCAUUUAAUGUAAUAAAAGUUGAUGUAACUGGUCCUUCCCCAUAUGGUGUCAGUUAUGCUGCUGAGCAAUACUGUUUAUUUCUUCUUACAAUUCCCUGGCUUGCUCAACGGCUACCAGCUAUUCUUCUACCUGCUUUGAAGCACACGUCUGUUCUGUCACCAUGUUUGAGGAUGCUACUGAUUUCAAGAGACGAAAUAUUCACAAAGAUGUCAUAUGUUGAUGGGUCAAAAGUACAACAUUCUUCCAAGGUGAUUCCUCCUGUUGGUUGGGCUCUUGCAAACAUUGUAUGUCUAGCUGCAGGCAGUGAGAGUGACUUUACAGACCCUGGAAGGAUGAACCAAGCCUAUCCAUCCUAUGUCCAUGUAGUCAUCACUCUUGCAGACAAUUUACUGGCCUGGUUUGACAGUGUUGGAUGGACUGAAAAGGAGAAUGAAGAUUUUCUAGGCAACAUUGAGACUUCAAGAGAGUCUUCAAGUAUUGCAUCACCGGAGGGUCAAACAAAAUAUGGGUCCUUAAAUAUGUCCUACAUUGACCUAUUUAGACCUGUUCAUCAGCAGUGGCAUCUUAAAAAGCUUUUGGCAAGCACAGAUGGAGAUGCUAAUAGACAUGGGACCACAACUCUGCCUCUGAAUGAAAUGGAACAGUUUGGGGUGUUGGAACUGCUUGAUAUUGCACAUUUUUAUUCCUACAUGCUUAGAAUUUUUGCUGUUUUAAAUCCCUCUACUAAGUCAUUGCCAGUUCUUAAUAUGCUAGCUUUUACCCCUGGAUUUCUUGGCAACCUUUGGGAAGUUCUUGAAAGCUUCAUUUUUCCUGGAAAUAAUCCCACUGCUGGGGAUAGUUGUCUUGGGACAAGCAAAGUUUCAAGGAAGAAAAAGGAUGGUGUUGAUAGAAAGCUAAAACAAGCCAAUAAGGAUGGAGUAAAUAAGUGGGUAAACGUACUUCAUAAAUUUACUGGUAAAUCACAAGCAGAGGAUAAACAGACAGAUUCAGUUCAUGAUGACCAGGUUGGUGAUGAUUCUAGUGAUGUUUGGGAUGUAGAAUCUCUACGGGGUGGGCCUCAAGGUGUUUCGAAAAAUACAUUGUAUCUGCUUCACCUGUUCUGUGCGACAUAUUCUCACCUGCUGUUAGUUCUUGAUGACAUAGAGUUCUAUGAAAAACAGGUUCCAUUCACACUUGAGCAACAACGAAGAAUUGCAUCAAUACUUAAUACCCUAGUGUACAAUGGCUUAUCUCAUAGUGUGGGUCGACAAUAUAAACCCCUUAUGGACUCUGCAAUCAGAUGCUUGCAUCUAAUCUAUGAAAGAGAUUGCAGGCACCAGUUCUGCCCCCCUGUUUUGUGGCUUUCGCCUGCUAGAAUGAGCAGACCCACAGUUGCAGUAGCUGCAAGAACUCAUGAAGCUCUAUUCUGUAGUUUGAGAGCAGAUGAUGAUUUGACUGUUCAGAAUAUGGGUUCUGUUGUCAGUGCUACUCCACAUGUGUUUCCAUUUGAAGAAAGAGUUCAAAUGUUUAGAGAGUUUAUCAAUAUUGAUAAAGUCUCUAGGAAAAUGGCUGGUGAAGUCACUGGACCUGGUUCACGAUCAGUUGAGAUAGUAGUUCGUCGAGGUCAUAUUGUUGAGGAUGGCUUUCGGCAAUUAAACUCCCUUGGGUCAAGGUUGAAGUCAUCUAUUCAUGUAUCAUUUGUUAGUGAAAGUGGCCUUCCAGAAGCUGGCUUGGAUUAUGGUGGAUUGUCUAAAGAGUUUCUAACAGAUAUAUCAAAAGAAGCCUUUUCUCCCCAGUAUGGGUUAUUUACCCAAACAUCAACUUCAGACAGACUUCUAAUCCCUAAUGCUGCUGCAAGAUAUCUAGAAAAUGGUAUCCAGAUGAUUGAAUUUCUUGGAAGAGUUGUUGGUAAAGCACUUUAUGAAGGAAUUUUGCUGGAUUACUCUUUUUCACAUGUUUUUGUACAAAAGCUGUUAGGCCGUUAUAGCUUUCUCGAUGAACUUUCAACACUUGAUCCAGAGCUGUACAGGAAUCUUAUGUAUGUCAAGCAUUAUGAGGGUGAUGUCAAGGAGCUCUGCCUGGAUUUCACAGUUACUGAGGAAUCAUUUGGUAAACGGCAUAUUAUUGAGCUUAAACCUGGUGGCAAGGAUGUUAAUGUGACCAACGAAAACAAGAUGCAGUACAUUCAUGCAAUGGCAGAUUACAAGCUCAAUCGGCAGAUGCUGCGCUUCUCAAAUGCAUUUUAUCGAGGGUUGACUGAUCUCAUAUCUCCUUCUUGGUUGAAAUUAUUUAAUGCAAGUGAAUUCAAUCAGUUACUUUCAGGUGGAAACCAUGAUAUUGAUGUGGAUGAUUUAAGAAAUAACACACGAUAUACUGGUGGUUAUUCGGAGGGAAGCCGGACUAUUAAACUUUUUUGGGAGGUUAUGAAAGGUUUUGAACCAAAAGAACGGUGCAUGCUACUUAAAUUUGUGACCAGUUGUUCACGAGCUCCAUUGCUUGGAUUCAAAUAUUUGCAGCCAUCUUUCACCAUUCAUAAGGUUGCAAGUGAUGCACCUCUUUGGGCAACAAUUGGAGGACAGGAUGUAGAGCGGCUUCCAUCUGCUUCUACGUGCUACAAUACCCUCAAGCUUCCAACAUAUAAGCGUUUAAGCACACUGAGAGCAAAGCUUCUUUAUGCAAUCAGUUCCAAUGCAGGAUUUGAACUUUCUUAAUGAUCCUUGGCAACUUGAUAUGCAGGUAAAUUUGAAAUAACUCCUGUUUCCUGAACAAAUAAUUACUUGCAUUUCUAUCAAUUCUAAUGAGCCAUAAUGUUGCGGAAGUCAAAAUUAUCCUAGAUGUUUCAUUCGAAAGCUCAAGCACCAUUUAUUGGUCCAUUUGGGGUCAUAGUUCAGCUGUCUGGAAAAGUAGGGAUGCAUGAAAUGAUUGAGUUCUGUAAAUCAUAGAAUUUUCAUGUCCAUUCUAGGCCCAAGCAUUCAAAACAAUGUCAUUUAGAUUGUAGGACUGCUACUGAUAAUUUAUGUAAGACUAAAAUGAAUGCAAGUGUAUCUAACCAUAUAUAUCAUAACCUGGCAUUUGGUGUCAAUGCUUAGAAGAAUUGUUUAAAUAAAAUGUAGUCCUGAAGAAACCAUUAUCACCAUAAUCAUCCAAGGCAAGGAUUCAUGUUUAAGAUUUUCCACAGGAGAAAAUCAUGAAAUUGCACAGUUGCUACAAGUAAAACUGAGGAGGUUGUACAUAUGAGAAUGUUCAACUCUCUUACUAAAAUGGUAAAACCAACAAAGUGCUAAGUAAUUCUUGAUUGCAUCUAAUAUACCAUCUAGUACAGGAUGGCAGGAGUGAAUGAGAACAUUGGCAAUUACAAUAGAGGCAGCUUCAAGAGAUGAGGGAUAUUCCCUGUGCCAGUAGAUUACCCGCCAGUAUCCGGUUAGCAGAUUCAGUCGGAUGGAAACCAUCCCAAAACACAUAUGCUGUAGCAUUUGAGCAUGUACCUACGGACCUGGCAUUGCAGAGCAUAGAUGUUUCUACUGUACCUGUUCCGCAGCAAGCCCUUCUUGACUCAAAGAACCCUGUAAUAUAAAUUAAAAUUGCAAAUAAAGA
Molecule: messenger RNA, 4498 nt
Organism: Rubroshorea leprosula
Lineage: Eukaryota; Viridiplantae; Streptophyta; Magnoliopsida; Malvales; Dipterocarpaceae
Source: the annotation of a GenBank genome assembly